AUGGGCAAGGUUAUUCACGGCGCUUGGAACUCGUUUGACUGGGAGCCCUUCCCAGAGUACAAUGGCAAGAAAUCGGUUGCGUACCGUUCCGCAGAUGGGAAGAUUGUUGCUGGGGCCGCACACGAGGAGGGAAAGGCGACAUUGGUCUACCCUUGCGACGAGUUCUUCUUUGUCACAGAGGGUUGGAUCAAGUGCGAUGUCGAGGGACAGGAGCCGUUCACUGCCAACAAGGGGGACGUGGUUUACUUUGAGCGUGGUACCAAGGUGAACUUUGAGUUUAGCCCGGAUUUUUACAAUGUCGCCAUCUUUAUUUCAACAGAUGGUGAGAAGGUCUCUUUAGUUUAA
Molecule: messenger RNA, 345 nt
Organism: Clonostachys rhizophaga
Lineage: Eukaryota; Fungi; Ascomycota; Sordariomycetes; Hypocreales; Bionectriaceae
Source: the annotation of a GenBank genome assembly